Messenger RNA from Toxotes jaculatrix (banded archerfish), 1620 nucleotides. It is a transcript of the gene cdr2l, whose product is annotated as cerebellar degeneration-related protein 2-like. Bases 47 to 1489 code for a protein of 480 amino acids. Lineage: Eukaryota; Metazoa; Chordata; Actinopteri; Toxotidae. The record is from RefSeq and is a predicted model, not a curated record. The transcript has 5 exons.
AUUAGCAGAUCACAUCGCAGGUGGAGAAAGAAGUUCAUCAGCAUCGAUGCUUCGCGCAGGCAGGAUGGAGGAGUUUGUCACGGAGGAAGAGGAGCCGUGGUACGACCACCGGGACCUGGAGCAAGACCUGCACUUGGCAGCGGAGCUGGGCAAGACUCUCCUGGAACGCAACAAGGAGCUGGAGGACUCCCUUCAGCAGAUGUACAUCAACAAUGAGGAGCAAGUGCAAGAGAUUGAGUACCUGUCCAAGCAGUUGGAAAUGUUGAGGGAGAUGAACGAGCAGCACGCCAAGGUGUACGAGCAGCUGGACGUGACCGCCAGAGAGCUGGAGAUCACCAACGAGAAACUGGUGCUGGAGAGCAAGGCCUCGCAGCAGAAAAUAGACAGGUUGACGGGCACCAUGGAGACUUUGCAGAGUCAGGUGGACAGUCUGACAUGUCGGGUGGAGGAGCUGCGAACUCUGGAAGAACUGAGGGUCCGCAGAGAGAAGAAGGAACGACGCAAGACUGUCCACUCCUUCCCCUGCCUCAAAGAGCUCUGCACUGCACCACGGUAUGAGGAUGGUUUCCUGUUGGCCAACCCGGGCAGCGUUGACCUGGCUGAGGCACGGCCCGUGGAUGAAGAGAAUGGGCGCCUGAGGGACAUCGUCUCAUCCCUGCGCUCAGCCAUGUCCACGGAGCGGUCCAAGAGGGAGAGCGCUGAGCGGGAGUGUGCUGCUGUGCUGCAGGAGUUUGAGCGCCUGGAACAGCUUCUCUUAGGGGCAGAAGGCUGCCAGUUGCGUGUUCAGGAGCUCGAGGCUGAGCUCCAGGAGAUGCAGCAGCUGAGGAAGUCCAGGAUGUGUCUGAUGGGGGACAUGGAAGACGGCCUAGAGACCCUGCUCAACAACGGCCCUGAGACGGACACCCCAGAGGUGAGCACUGGGCUGGAGGAGGGUGGUGAAGGAGGCGCUGGAGAGGCAGGGGGCACAGGACAGCAGGGAGGCCCAGUGAGGAAAAGCUGCAGCGACACAGCUCUGAAUGCAAUCUCAGCUCGCGACGCUUCAGGUAGACGACAGGGAAGUUACGCCCUCCAUGCCAACGGCGUGCGCAAACGGGGCAUGUCCAUCCUGAGGGAGGUGGACGAGCAGUACCACGCCCUGCUGGAGAAGUAUGAGGAGCUGCUGGGGAAGUGCCGGCGUCACGAGGAGAGCCUGUGCCACGCUGGGGUGCAGACCUCACGGCCCGUCUCCAGGGACCCCUCCAUGAAGGAGUACAGCAUGGCCUCCGCAGGGCCGUCAACAUCCGGGGCCAUUGCGACGCCUCCCACACCCCCUCAAACUCCCUCCACUCCUGAGGCCCUGGAGGGAAUCAGCAGGCAGGUGGAGCAGGUGGACAAACGGCUCAGCCAGAACACGCCAGAGUACAAGGCGCUGUUCAAAGAGAUCUUCUCCCGCCUGCAGAAGACCAAGAGUGACAUGAACGCCACCAAGAGCAGAAAGACUAACAAAUGAACUGGGGCUCAUUAAAAAAGCCACUGACACAACAUGCACUGGAAACGGUGAUUACAUAAAACCUAAUUUACCUUAAUUUACCUCACUGUUUCAAGAGCUUCUUGUUGAAGAUUUGCCUGCAAGUGACUAUA